AUGAAUCAAGAAUAUUUAAGCAUUUUUGAAGAAAUAAUUGAAAAUGUAGAAACUUCUUCUUCAAUCAAAGAAAUACAAAUAAAUCUUAAUAAAUUUUACCAAAAAAUGUAAAGCGAAAUAGGAAAUAUAUAAUGGACACUUUUUACAGAAAACUGUAUUAGCAAGCUAUUUAAUAGACUAUUUUCAAGUGAUAAAGUUUUCAAAAAAUUCCAGGAUAAUAUUGAAACGGACAUAGAAAAUAUUUUUAUGUUUGAAAAGCUAGAUAAGUCUAUUAUGUUUAAUAUAUUUUCAGAAUAUCUUAUCUCUUAAAUGAGGAAACAAUUAAAAACAAUAAUGACUAAGAGAAAAUUUGUCUAUAACUUAUUUGAAGCAUUUUUCUUAAAAAAAUAUGAUAAUAUUAAAGAAGCAAUUUUACUCAAUUCUGAAGGUGAUUUUCGUGUAUUAUUUAUUAAUAAAAUCUUCAGAAUAUAGGCAGACUUUUUUAACUUUUUGGAAGAAAGUCCUUAGGGAUUAAAUAACUUAGAGUAUUUUUCAAAGUUAAUAUUUCUGUCUAACUAAUUAGAUUAGCAGAGCUGCUACUAUAUCAUUAACAAAAUAAUAAUUAUGGGAGAAGUGUAAUUGAUAACUUAAAUUUUAAUAAAGGAUAUCAUAAAUUCUAAAUAAAAUUUAGGAACAGUAUAGCAAACAGUAAAGUAAAAAAUGAUAAAUUUUAAUAAGUACUACUUGCUGAUAGGAAAUAUAAUAAGAGCAAUCUCUGUUGAAGUUAAGAAUAAGUCUCUAAAAUAAGAAGAAGCAAUUAAAAUAUUAAAAGAUUAUUUAUAGUCUCUAGAUGAAAACAACCUCGUCUGUGUUUUUUGUGAUAGAAUUUUAUUCACUUUCUCUUUUUACAAUGAUACAUCUAAAAUAUUGUCUUCCUUUUUUUAGAAAUACUUACAAUACAACAAUAUGGUAAAAAUAUUUGUAAAGUGUUUGGAAGUAUGGAGAAAUGACAAUUUUAUUAGAUAUAGUCACUAAAAGCUAUAAUAUUUUGUUACAAAUUUAAUAAGAGAGUUUAUGGAUUUGAUAAAUUUAAAAGAUCUUGAGGAUCCAUCAAUAAUGACAAAUCUUUAAAAAGGAAUUACUUUUAGAUUUGAGACUUUUGCUCAUUUCGAAUAUGUUAGAUCAUGCUCUCAUUGUGUAUGGAAAGCAUUGGUUAAGAAGCUGUAAAUUAAAGUCGAAGAGUGCAUUGAUAAAGAUGAACUUGACUCGUUCAAUUAGUACCCUGAUUAUAUGGAUCUAGAUUAAAUUGAAGAAGAUAUAGAAUAAAAUAAUAACUCUUAGGAAAUCUAAGCUCACUUAAAUUAAAAAGAGGAAGAGAAAAAAAUAUAAAAUGAAAAUUUAACAUAAGAAAAUCAACAAAAAUAAAACAACAAUAGUGAUGAUGAAAGCGUGGAUAGUGAAGAGGAGUCAUUUUAUGAAAUGAAUGUUUAGCAUACAGUUGAUGAUCCUCUUGUUUUAUAACCUCCAAAGCAUUUAUAUGAUUGUCUGUUGGGAUUAAGAAGUGAUAAUUCUAAGCGUUUUGAACUUUCUUUAAAGCAUUUGAAUUUUCUUAUCAGAAAAAAUGUAGAUGAUUUAGCUGUUUUAUGGGAGGAGUUAACAAACCAAUUGUUAAGAAUACAUUAAAUUGAUGUGUGGAUUCCUUAGUUUGAUGAGUAUAAAAAGAGAGCAUUAGUUAGCUUGUGUAUUUUUAAACCCGAAUAAGUUUCAAAGGUUUUGAUUGACAGAUUUUUCAGUGCAGAAAGCUAUGUGGGAGAUAAGCAUUUUCUUAUAAACCUCUUUAUAGAAUCAGCUCAGGAGUUAGCUGAUAAUCCAAAAAAAUAUAUGAGCGAUUAGUUUAAUGAAUUUGAAGAGAAAGAUGAUGGGGCUUUUUAUUUCAAAAAAAUAUCAACUUCCUAUUACUAAAAACCUGAGUUAAGUGAAGAGAUGAAAAAGGCCUAAGAAGAAAAGAAAAAAAGAACUGAAGAAAAAAGCAGACGUUGGGGUGAAACAAGAAUUAAAUUUGAGGAGCAAUAGGAUACAAGUAAUUUAAAGAAAAUGAAUAGGUCUGAAUUGCUGAUUAUUAAUAACAAUCCAGAUGGUUUGUUUAUAAACAGGUUAAACCAAUUAAUAUAGUCGUUUUAUUUUCCACUCUUAGUACCUAUAAGAGUAAAUCAUAAACAACUGAUGAGAAAAGAAGUUUUCUUAUUGUCUAAUGUGUUUGCUUUGAUUACAUCGUAUAUACAGAAUGCAAGAAAUUCCUUGCUAUUUUAUAGAAUGGUUGAAGAAGCUCUUGAUUAUGUUGAGGAAUUCAAGGAUAUUUUUGACCUUAAUUUUACUCGUUCAAUGCUUCAGUGUGUACUUAAAAUAUCUAUGUUUGUUAAAAAAGAUGUUUUAAUGAACUAUCCUUUAAUUAUGAGAAAGCUUAUUUCGGUAAGCCAAAUUCUAGCAGAGAGAGGGCUUUAGAAAGAAUAAGAUAAUGCUAAUAAGUAUUUAGUUUCAAUGAUAGCUAACAAUAUUUAAAAUCUAUUUAGCUUUACAGACUUUUCAAACUGA
This is a messenger RNA of Tetrahymena thermophila SB210, 2571 nucleotides long. RefSeq names its product telomere length regulation protein. Gene Ontology annotation, biological process: protein stabilization; telomere maintenance via telomerase. The record is from RefSeq and is a predicted model, not a curated record. The transcript is spliced from 9 exons. Gene Ontology annotation, molecular function: Hsp90 protein binding; telomeric repeat DNA binding. Gene Ontology annotation, cellular component: cytosol. NCBI's taxonomy places the organism in Eukaryota, Ciliophora, Oligohymenophorea, Hymenostomatida, Tetrahymenidae.